AAAUGAUUAUGUAUGUUUUUAAUCUGUGAUGUUCAGCGUAGACAUAGUCAUAGUUAGUUCAGAGACGUAUUUACGUCAGAUUCUCCGGAACCGAGGUUCCACUGUCAACUUUUUGUGUCGCUGGCCGAUUCGAAACAUGAAUAGUGAUUUAAAAAUUGAAGGAAUCCGUAUACAGAUUAGAGAAAAAUUAAACGAAGACAACGUAAAACUCUGGUUACCUCCAUAUUGUGCUGAGGAUGGUGGAACGUGUGAAGAGGAAAUGCAGACCCUAAUGAAGAACUACUGUUCAUCAUUGGGAAUUGCAGCAGACUGCUGUUUGGCAGUACUACGGGAAUUACAGCAGCAUUCUUUGGAUCGUCUCCAUGAGCGGGAUUAUUUCAAGGAAACAGGCUUGGCAACUAUCAGAAUUAGGGUUCCUGAUAAGAGUCACAAUAGGAGAAUAAUUUCACUUAAAACAAAGCUGUCUGCCAUGGUUCAAGAAGUGCAGCAAACAGUUGCUUCACAAAUAGGAGUGGAAUUUGACAGGAUAAAACUGAUUUGGAGUGGCAAAGUUCUGAUGAUGAAUACUGAGCUAGCUACACAUGGUAUCCAGAAUGGAACGCAAAUAAUGGCUGUGGUACUUCACAGUAACCCAAAAGAAAUUAAGGCAGUGGAAUCCAGGCACAGAGAAAUGGAGGCUACACUGGCUGCUGCCAAGUUAUUGGCAGGCAGAAGUAAUGAUAAUAGUGAUUAUUAUUUGCAGGUUACAGACCAAUCAGGCAAGACUCUGAAUCUUCCUCCAGAGGAACGGCAAGCGUUGGUAAUUGCCAUGUCGCUGCAUGAAAAAGGAAAAGUGGCCUUAAAAAAGGAAGACUACGCCUUGGCCCUUGUUCUUCUGCUUGAAGCUGACAAAGAAUUUAGCCACUGCCAGUCUCAGCUGUUGCAGUCAGUGGAUAAUUACGCUGUGUUAAACCUGGAUAUUGCAUGGUGUUACUUGUGUUUGCGGAGUGUGACGCACAUCCCUGAUGCAGAGCAGAGGUUACGUAAAUGUGAACAGAACUUCCACCAGAGUUAUGGACCCAACUUGGAGAGACUUUUAGCAUUGAAAGGAACUACAGGUAAUGAGGCUGCACUGUUCAUGAGACUCCACCUUCUGCAAGCUAUUGUUCUGUUCCACCAGAACAAACGGCAGGAAGCAUCCAAGUUACUAGCGAGAGCUGACUCCGAGCUGUCUUCUCUCAAGGUGGAUGACCACAGUCUCAGCACUCUUAUAGAACUGGGUUACACAGCAGCAGAGGCUCGUUUUGGUCUUCGAGCUGCACACGGUGAUUUAUCGACAGCCGAGGUUUACAUCGCUAAACAGCGAGCAGACAGGGCUGAAUCAAAGAACAAGGAAAAAGCUGAGAGACAGCUUAACAGGGAACGCAGACAGUUGGGUCGAUGCAUAGAUGGAGUACAGUGGGUGGAACCGAAGCUUCAUAGGUCACUGAUAUCCAUGGGCUAUUCAAGUGAGGUAGCACGUGUGGCUCUUCAAGAGAGCAAUAACAACGUGUCACUUAGUAUUCAGCUGAUCCAGGAUCAGCCAAACCUCCUGAAUGUUGCAUCGACAUCAAAGUUCCGAGUUGAAAGGGAUAUAUUGCAACAGGUUGUGGCGGUAGGAUUUGAUCCACGUAUGGCAAAAAUAGCUUUGCAGCAUCACUGUGGUGAUGUGCAGAAAGCAGUGGAAGAAUUGGUAACGCGUGGUGGUAUUAUUGACGGUGAACACUGCAGUGAUGAUUCAGACGAUUUAGAGGAUCAUGCGCAUGCUGAUGUGAAGGAAAAGACAGGUGCAGGCAUGCAACCUGAUACAAAGCAAGAAGACCGAGAGAAGGAACGCCUGGCAUAUGAGCGUUUGGCUGAGGGCAUGCCGACCGAAGAAGAUGAUCAUUUGGAUUUAACUCUAGAACUUGAAGAAACAUUUUUAAGGGAGUAUCAGACACUUUUAAUAAACCCUUGAAUCACACAUUGCUAAGUAAAUAGUCACAGAUACAGUAACUCUGAAAUACAGCUUAGAAACUAGAGGCCAAAUCUGAGUGAAAUCGCUACCUCCUGAUUGUAGUCAAGACAUGUCUGUGUAAUUACAGUGUUUCAGAAUGCCAAGCAGUUGAUUGCAGUCCAGAUCUAACACAGGAAUGUAACCAGAAUAUUCUAUUUUAAUAAUAUCAUUGAUAGCGUAUCUAAUAUUAAUUUUGUAUGUUGUAUGCCUUCUAACAAAGUCGGAGUAGACAUUGUCUUUCUUAGAAAUAAAAUUAUUUUUUUCUGGUUGUUUA
Molecule: messenger RNA, 2288 nt
Organism: Zootermopsis nevadensis
Lineage: Eukaryota; Metazoa; Arthropoda; Insecta; Blattodea; Termopsidae
Source: RefSeq, a predicted model, not a curated record